AUGGAAGCAACAAAGACCGUCCCUACCGCGAUCAGUGAGGGUGAUGAAUCAACCCAAAACGUACAGUCGAAGGAUGAUCUGCAUUUCGCACUUCGCGGCGCAGAUAUGGACGAGGCGAUUGCGGCGGGCGACAUCUCAGGCUUCGACGCGCACCGCAUGCGGGCUCGCGCGUCCUUGACGGCCGAGGAGGAGAGGAAGCUCAUGCGCAGAGUUGACUUGCGCAUCAUGACCCUGUGUUCUCUUCUGUUCCUUUUCAAAAACAUUGACUCGGACAACAUAUCGAAUGCCAGGAUCAUGAACAGAGGGACUGAUAGGAAUAUCGUGACACAACUGGGGUUGACGUCGGAUGAGUACAACUUGCUCACAGUGUUUUAUUAUACAGUCCCACCUACGGCAAAGUGGCUCACUGGGAAUGAGAAGGCCUUCAUCCAGGCCCGCCUGCCUCCCAACGCACCUCGAGCGGAAGAAAUGGACUUCGAUUCUCGCGAAAUCAUCUCGUCACUGAAAGACAGACGGCUCUGGCUCUUCACCUUGAUCUGGGCCACCUUCACCAUCGGGACUAGCGGUGUCAGGUUUUAUCAGCCGACAGUUAUUGCAAACCUUGGUUUUACGACAAUUGCACGCGCUCAGCUACUGAACCUGCCCAUCUCGAUACUCUCCAUUGUCGUAAUCGGCAUCACAGGCUUUUUUGCCGACAAUGGCAGAUUGCCCAGGCCGGUGUACCCUCUAACCCUGAUGGCCAUCAUCCUGGCUUGCUAUGGGGUAAUGGUAGCAUAUCCUAGCAACGGCGCCGUCUACACGGCCACCCCCAUCGCAAAUGCAGUGGCCUCAUCCUGGUUCCCGAUGAUGUGGCCGUGGCGCGUACAGACUACUUCCCGCGCGACGGGCUCCGCCUUCUCGAUCGGAUUCGUCAACAGCUAUGGACAGGUCGGCGGCGCGGUCGGGCCGCAGAUCUUCCUGCGCAAGUAUGCGCCGAGGUAUACGCAGAGCUUCGGCGCCGCUAUGGCUUGUGUUGGGGCCUGUGUCGCUGUUACUCUGGUUACUUGGUUGGUGACUCGUGACAUCGAACGUGAGACACGGAGGUUGAAGAGGGCCAAAGUCAAGGCCAGCAAAGAUGGGUUGGCAGUUUUGGACGAUGUAGUUGUCUGA
This is a messenger RNA of Diaporthe citri, 1149 nucleotides long. RefSeq lists its product as uncharacterized. Gene Ontology annotation, biological process: transmembrane transport. Gene Ontology annotation, molecular function: transmembrane transporter activity. NCBI's taxonomy places the organism in Eukaryota, Fungi, Ascomycota, Sordariomycetes, Diaporthales, Diaporthaceae. Bases 1 to 1149 code for a protein of 382 amino acids. The transcript has 3 exons. The record is from RefSeq and is a predicted model, not a curated record. Gene Ontology annotation, cellular component: membrane.